This is a messenger RNA of Nicotiana tabacum (common tobacco), 813 nucleotides long. The record is from RefSeq and is a predicted model, not a curated record. Lineage: Eukaryota; Viridiplantae; Streptophyta; Magnoliopsida; Solanales; Solanaceae.
AUGGAGGUUCCGCCUUUGCAUCCCAGACCUGCCAGGCUAGAGCUACUAUUGUUGAAGGGCGAUCAUAGGUCAUCCCACACAUGGGAGGGACAGUUACUGGCCCAGACGUUCCGCGCCAGGAGAGUAUACGAUAUGUGGGGCUUCCUCAGGGAACACCCUCUCUAUCCCCGUAUAGUCAGACGCCUCCAGGGUACGAGUUUUUAUAGGAUUGUGGAGAUCGGCCAAUUACAGCUGGAUUGGUCGUUGAUCACGACCCUGAUAGAGCGGUGGCGACCGGAGAAGCACACAUUCCAUUUGUCCAUUGGUGAGGUCACUAUCACGCUUCAGGACGUAGAGGUCCUGUAUGGGCUGCCCGUUGAUGGACACCCUGUUGCUUUGUCGAAUUCCAUCAGAGAGUAUACAGGUUUGCACUACAUGGAGAUGCUGCAGCGGCUCACUGGUUUCCAGCCACCGGAUGAGACUGCAUCGGUUGGGGCCAGUCGUUUGCAGUUGACGCCCGUUCGGCAGCAUUUUGAGGCAUUGCACGCUGACAUCACAAAUGAUACACCAGAGCUUCAUAUUUACUGGUACACGAGCUGGUGUGCUACUGUUCUCGGUUACUUGUACAUGCAGAUGUACUGGGCGAGCAUGGGCACCCAGCAUGACGUUGCCGGAUUUUUGCCGCUGCUGCAGUUGCAGCCACCUCUACCACCCUUAGCUCCGGGUGCACCACCUCCGUUUCUCCCUCUAGCUAGGAGGUGGAUUGAUAGGCGAGGAUAUGGACGAGAGUACCAUGCCGAUAAGAUAUUAGACAAAUACCUGAACGUUGUUUGA